CCUCGCUAAUUUACAUCACUAAUGUAUCAGUAAACAUACUUCUAAUAAGCUUACGCAUGUAGUAAUUCAUUACUACAUUUUUAGUGAUAGUUGGGUUACAGUCACCAUUGACCGAUGAAGUUUAUUUUUGGAGCAAGCAUAAUGAUAGAAAUGUCUUAAUAAAACUUAUGUAAACCAUUUUCUUUCUAACGCCCACUUCCCAGUGAUAGGUAUUAAUUCCAGAGUCAAGUAGUGGUGGUAAGGAUGUAGCGAUAUCAUUUUCUCAAAGGGUGGAAAUAUUUUACGGUCAUAGUAAAAGUGGUUGUAUAUACAACCACCCCAAACAUAUGUUUGGGGUGCAAAAUGCACGAUUGUUCGAGUUAGUACUUUCCGUUUGAAUAUAUAGAGAGAAGGGAGCUAAUCUCACCACUUUCAACAAGUUCUUAAGUAACCCAUACAUUUCACAAAUGUAACCCAACUAUUCUCCCCCUAUAGUAACCCACAAUGAUAUCUUGGAAAGAUUUCGUAACAAGCGAACACCCAGUUGCGAUUCUAUUUUUUCUCAUCACGUAUCAACUCCUCACUAACUACAUAUCUGCUUUAGUUACGGUCUCUUCAGUGGACCGUUUUAAAUGAACAUUAAGCAAUGGCAUGAAGCUUUAUCAGACUUUACAGGUGAAACUAUAAUUUAUGGAGGAACCAGUUAAUUAUUUGUGGUCACAUACUUAGUAACUUUUUUCCUUUUUAGUAGUACACAAUAAUGAUUAGUCGAGUACAUAUAAAGAAUUGUCCAGAUAAGGAAAAUUGCUGCCAUUCCCUGAAGGUCAUGGACUGUGUUACUAAUAUUGAGAAAUCCUUAAAUCGUGAAAUGAUUUUAAACGGUCCUAAUUUCUUAGCUGGGUUAUUUCGUUUUACUCCUUGUAUACAGCCGAAUAUUUUCCAGGUUGAGGAACGACGAAAACCAUUAACAUCUUAUCAGCCAAAACAUAAUAGACCUCAUGUGAACUUGUUUUCUCGAAUUUUAUCGGAAUCUAAUUGCUUACAUCCUCAGGAAUCCUUACAACUUUCUUCAAUUGAGGUGUUAAAUUUACGUAGUGAAAAUAAUAAAAAAUGUAUUACUGCACCAAUUAAUGAUGGAACUUUACCAAGUGAUGAAACAAUCAAAUCGGAAUUUCAUCAACAUGCAUAUAAAUCAACGCCUAAUCCUCCAGAAGAUGAAAAUAAUGGUGUUACUACCAGUCUUCAAAUUAUAAUAUCAGAGUCUAUGAAUAAAGAAGUUAAUAAUGAAUUAGCAUCAGAUGCCAAGAAACGUAAACAAGAACUAUUAAUUAAAUAUGAGAAAGCAAUGCAACCGAUAAUUUCAAUUGAUUUAUCACCAGAAUAUGAAAUUAAACUUUUAUCUUUAUUUCAAUAAAACUAUUUUAUUACAUCUUUCUUAAGAAUUCGUAUAUAUAGAUAUACACUGAUUGUAAUCAUAGAGUGUUGAUUAUUAAAUUUUAUACAUAGUUGAUUUGAAUAUAUUUUUUUCUAAAAAUAAAAGGGAAUUUAUUUAAAUAAA
Molecule: messenger RNA, 1537 nt
Organism: Schistosoma spindalis
Lineage: Eukaryota; Metazoa; Platyhelminthes; Trematoda; Strigeidida; Schistosomatidae
Source: the annotation of a GenBank genome assembly